Molecule: messenger RNA, 2226 nt
Organism: Paramisgurnus dabryanus
Lineage: Eukaryota; Metazoa; Chordata; Actinopteri; Cypriniformes; Cobitidae
Product: NXPE family member 3-like
Source: RefSeq, a predicted model, not a curated record
GAUAACAUGUCCAUUUUACCCUCAACCAUGUUUCCAGGUGUAGUUGACCGGUACAAAGCGCAAGCAAUUUGUCUAUUGCUGUUGUUCAUGUGGACAACCAUGACGACUGUAUGGAAAUUUCUGGAUGGUGGUCAGAGGAAUAAAAUCCAGGUUCCCAUGCCCAAACCCAAUUCACAGACAACACGCAUUCGAACAAAUUCAUCAUCCACAAUUUCAGUGCAUGACAUGGGAAUCAGUGAGGAGGAGUGGGAUAGACUACAGAAGGCUUUUUACUGGCCUACUUCAGAUCAAGAAAUCACUGAGCUGAAUCAGAGCACAAGUCCAUUUCACACAACAUUCUCUAUUGUGGGACUCAAUGAAAAUUACAAAGUUGGAGAAAAGAUUCAUGUUAUUAUCACGGCUAGAGAUCACAACAACAACUUAAAAUCAUAUGGAGGUGAUUUUUUUCAAGCAAAGCUUUUCAAUUUAAACUUGAAGGCAGGUGUGUUGGGGAAAGUUGUUGAUCAUCGCAAUGGGAUGUACACUGUUGAUCUUCUGCUACCCUGGGAAGGUCAAGCACAAGUGUCUGUGCGACUGAUCCACUCCAGUGAAGUUGUGCGGUUUCUUAAAAAAUACAGGGAGUCUUCAUUCCCACGCAGGCACUAUAAUGGUUACUUUGAAGGACCAGGACCUGAUGGAGUCAUGAUAAGUGAGAAAGUGGAAUGUAAUCUUAAAUGGGGCCCAGACGGAAGUUGGAUUAAAGGCAAAUGCUGCUGUGAAUAUAAGGAUGUAAAAACAGGAACGGUAUGGCAAUGUGAGACACCAAAGAAACUUUCCUGUGACUACUGGGUGUAUCAUGAACAGGGAGAAGUCGAAAGUCCAUUGACACCUUUUGAGAAGCAACUCAUUUCAGGGAAAUACACAAAUGUUCAGAUUCCUGGAGACACUCAAAUCAUUAACGUUCUUCCCAGUACUGCAGUCAUGGGCACAACAGAAAGAUGCAGAGCUGGUUUAACUACACCAGUUCCUGUAGGGUUUUAUUUUGGAGAUGUCUGGAAGUCCCUUGUAUGUAACACUCAACGUUUUAGUCCACCACAAAUGACAAAUUGUCUCAAACAAAAGAUCCUUUACCUCAAUGGAGACUCCACCACAAGGCAGUGGUUUGAGUUUUUUCAAAGUAAAGUGCCAGAUCUGAAAACAAUUAAUCUUCAUGUUGAUUCCAAAAAUGGCCCCUUGAUGGCUGUGGAAUUGAAAAAUAAUAUCAUUAUUCACUGGAGGCCACAUGGUUUGCCUUUGCAAUUUCGUAAAAUGCCAGCUGCCGAUGUGCAUUAUCUCAGCAAUGAAAUUGAUUAUAUAACAGGUGGUCCUCAUGUGGUUCUUGUCUUCACAAUAUUUGCCCACCUGGAUUUUCAUCCAAUGACGUUUUUUAUAAAUAAAGUGGCUAGAGUUCGUCAAGCUGUAAUUGAGCUACUGAAGCGUGCACCACAGACCACUGUCAUUAUCAAGUCUGGCAACACCGGAUACAAGAAUGAAUUUUUAAGUGAUUGGUACAGUAUGCAGUUGAACACAGUAAUGAAGGAGAUGUUCAGUGAUGUUAAGGGAGUGAUCUACUUGGACGUCUGGCAGAUGACAUCAUGUCAUUAUGCACAUGAAUUCAUUCAUCCAACUGGUAUUAUCAUUGCCAAUGAAAUUGAUCUGUUGCUCUCAUAUAUCUGUCCUGUUUGACACACACAAAUUUAGUCUGCAGUAUGCCACAAUGCAUAACACAAUGAUCCAUUACAACUAUGCAAAAAAGCUGUGAUAUAAUGUCAAAAUAAUAGUGUAAACAUUUAAACAAGGUGAUUCGAGUAAGUUGUUAUUAUUUUGUUUAAAGAUCCUAUUCAUUUAUGCAUUUUUGUAAAAUAGCAGUACUGAAUGGGACCGUAUUAAAUAAAAAAUGUAAUAUUUAUAAUUUACCAUUUUUAUAAGGACCAGAAAUUCAGUCUGUGUAGAAAUGUAUUGAAAGCAUCAAACUUUAUUAAUUUAUUCAUCUACAUCUCCAGCAUCUUUCUGUGUUGAUACAAUUGCAGCCUGUGAUCAUGCACUGACUACAAAAGUCUUUAAACCCUUUUGUUUGUGUUGUUCUUUGGACAGAACUGUUUUCUCAUCAGAGUUUAAAAGUUUUAACAGAUUGAAUACUCUAAUUCUCAUUUAUCUGUUGAAAGUCUCUCUGAACAGAAGACUUUAAACAUGUUAUCUCUGUUAGUA